UGUGAGAGAGAGAGUGAUCUGGGAUGGAGAGAGGAAAAGGAGGGAUGGAGGGAGGAGGGAUUUAAUCCUGCCUGGAUUAUGGUAUAAACUGGUCCCGGACAGCAGGAAGAGAUCCACUGAAGAGAGAGGAAGUCCUACUAUCACUCUAUCCAUCAUUCAACGAUCAUCAUAAGCGUGUCCCAGUGCUGCAUGGUUUUGGAUCCACCAGGAGCUCAGCAGGAUGGAAUAAUUAAAAAAAGUGCGGCAGAAGAAAACUCUUUUGGGAAUAUAUGUGCGUGUCCUGCUUGGGAAUGCCUCGCUAACUGAACUCGAGGGAAGCUAAACGGGACGCCCCCAUCACUCUCCCUUUUUCCCCGGCAUCCUGUAGAGGGGGGAGUAUAGGAGGAGAGAAGAUAAUAAUGGGAGUAGCAGAAAUAGGAUUAAGGGGUGUAGAGAGGGAGGUGUAGGAGCAUGGCGAGAAUCCGUUGUGACUCUUGGAGCGCAGAAGUGACCUUUGACACUGGAGACAAGAGCUUUCCAGACUGUGCUGUGUGCCGGGGGGUCCAGCUGAGCUGACAUCAAAUCUCUAUCAGACUCUUUUUAUUGCUCAUCAGUCGUAUUUGAAAUUUCCACAUGUCUCAAAGGAAAUGGUUUUAAAGCUUUGACCACAUGACAUACCAGCGUGCAACAACUGCUGCAGGGAUGAACCGCUGGAGCUGGGGAAGUGGGCCGCGAAGAGGGAGGCUGAUGAUGCUGCUGUGGAUUAUCCUCUCCAGCUCGCUGUACCGCAUGGUUGACGGACAGAUGAAGAUCUCACCGGAAACGGUGCAAAAGUGGGCUGUGUCCUUCAGCAAGGAGAUAGCUGCUCUGUCCGCCAGAUACUCUGGAGCUAAACUGCUGCAGAAG
Notothenia coriiceps (black rockcod) is the source of this 885-nucleotide messenger RNA. RefSeq names its product voltage-dependent calcium channel subunit alpha-2/delta-4-like. The annotation marks the transcript as partial. The transcript has 3 exons. Lineage: Eukaryota; Metazoa; Chordata; Actinopteri; Perciformes; Nototheniidae. The record is from RefSeq and is a predicted model, not a curated record.